GCUUGUCUAAAUUGGGUUCUAUGUAGAUUAUGUUCUAUGAAGGCUUGUUAGACAGAGUCUAAGAAGGAAAUAUGAUAGUGCAUACCUUUGAAAGAUUUGAUGAUUGAAUGAUAUUUUGCUUGAUUGAUUCAUCUUCAUAUAGGAGGUGUUUAUUUUCCGAAAUUUUUUAUUUUAGAGUACUGAUAAACCACAGAAUAUAAUGGAAUUUAUACAUAUCUUUUCUCCUUUUUCCAAUAAAUUUUAAGUUGGUUGAUUUCCAAUUGGUUGAGUUUCACUGCAUUUCAUGACAUUUUUGUAUAAAUCCAUGUAUGAAUGUAUGAUGGUUUCUCUGUUUGUUUGAGUUUUUUUGUUAAAUUAUUAAGUGAAAUUUGUUUUUUUGUCAGCAGCGGCCAUAAAAAGGGAAAAAUUACCCCUCAAAACCCUAAUUCGGCGACUCAGCUGCAAUAGCCCAAGUAACAGUGAUUGAACUGCUUCCUUGCUUUGGUUGCUUGUGUCUUAUGGCGGAUUCAGGUGGAAAUGCAGAACCUGGAGAAGUUUGCAACUUCUUCCGGAAGCCAAUAAAGAAGCAAAACAUUAGAAAGAGAAGGGUUGAUGAAGAUGAGGAGGAUGACGGCUCAAAAUCUGGAGGCACAUCAUUACCAAGUCAAAGAAAAGCCUCAAAGCUUGAUGGCAAGCUGUAUUUUUCUAGUGGACCUGCUAAGAGCUCUACUCCUGGUAGUGGUGCAAUCUUUGAGUUCAAGUCUUCCAAAGAAAUCCAAGUUGAACAUGAUAGUAGAGCAACUGCGACUUUGGAGACUGAGACAGACUUCUCUAGAGAUGCUCGAGCAGUUCGUGAGAGAGUUCUUAAGCAGGCAGAGGAAGCUUUGAAGGGGAAGAGCAAAGGCACUGAGAACGACAAGUUGUAUAAAGGGAUCCAUGGAUAUACUGAUUACAAGGCUGGGUUCCGAAGAGAGCUAACAGUGGCCAGUGAGAAAGCGGGAGGUUCCCAUGGGCCUCUCAGGGCUUCUGCUCACAUCAGAGCUACCACAAGAUUUGAUUACCAGCCAGACAUCUGUAAGGAUUACAAAGAGACUGGCUACUGUGGUUAUGGAGAUUCCUGCAAGUUUAUGCAUGAUCGUGGAGACUACAAGUCUGGGUGGCAGAUGGAAAGGGAGUGGGACGAAGCAGAGAAAAUAAGGAAGAGAAAUUUAGCUUUGGGUGAGGAUGAUGUGGACCAGACUGACGAAGAUGACGAGGAUGAUGAGGAUGGCUCGUUGCCGUUUGCAUGUUUCAUCUGCCGCCAACCAUUUGUUGAUCCUGUUGUGACUAAAUGCAACCACUACUUCUGCGAGCACUGUGCACUAAAGCAUCAUUCAAAGAACAAGAAGUGCUUUGUGUGCGAGAAGCCUACCCUUGGCAUAUUCAACACAGCUCAUGAGAUACGCAAAAGGAUGGCCGCAGAGGGCAAAUAACAGCCACUAAAUUCACUUAUUGAACUCUUUGCUUUCAAGGCCUGUGAGCAGUAACAUUUCCACACUCCAUGGUCAAGUUUUGAAGAGAAAGUUCACUUGUGACUCUUUCAAGGCAUGUGAGCAGUAACAUUUCCACACUCCAUGGCAGAGCUAGAUGAAAUUCGUUUUACUUUGUUAAUGUAAAUCUGUUUUAAUCUUUCUUUCUUUGGUGGUAUAUCAACGUUGCCCGUAGCAGGGCCUCAAGUUUUGCGUCAUCUAUGUAGCUGUUCUAUUCAUCUUAUGCAGAUUAUUGAUUUAUUAAAUUUGAACUUCCGUUCAA
Molecule: messenger RNA, 1770 nt
Organism: Prunus dulcis (almond)
Lineage: Eukaryota; Viridiplantae; Streptophyta; Magnoliopsida; Rosales; Rosaceae
Product: zinc finger CCCH domain-containing protein 1-like
Exons: 3
Coding region: 498-1451 (317 amino acids)
Biological process (GO): snoRNA splicing
Cellular component (GO): U2-type spliceosomal complex
Molecular function (GO): metal ion binding
Source: RefSeq, a predicted model, not a curated record